CCGGGGAUGGAACUUGGAAGUAAGGAACUAUGAACGCUCCUUAAACCUCCUGAAGUUUCUCUGAGAACCCUCCCUCCAAGUCUGCACAAACCAAACUCAGAAACACAGACCCCAAACUCAACAUUUGGUUUUCUAAUGUCGGCUCCGGCGACCAGAAUUGAGAGCUACGAAGAUUUUGUAAAAGUCCACGGCGUUCUACUUGCCGCCUCGGGCUUGCCUCGCUCGCUCCACCGCAAACUUCUCGAGAAACUCACCGCUGAGACCUUUGACGGUGGCGCCUACUUCCAGGUCGAGCCCUGUGAGGAUGGUCGUCAGAGGAGACUCCUACUUGCUGCCGACUCUUUGCCUAAGCAUGCCGAUGUCUUCCUCGUCGACCACGCGUGGACAUUUCGCCUCUCCGAUGCUUACAAGCAGUUGAAGGAAGUUCCGGGGCUGGCUGAGAGGAUGGCUGCUCUGAUGUGUGUAGAUGUCGAUUAUAAUUCUGAUACUGAAGUGCAUCCCAAAUUGAGUGCCGAAGAAGUUGUGGAGGGAGAAAUUCAGAAUGCGAAAGAGAAAGGAGAGGGCACUGUGUGGUUGGAGCUUGAUGAGCUAGACAUAGAUGAUGAUAAGCUAAUGGCCCUUGAUUUGCCUAGUAAAUUCCCGGAUUUAGUAGCACUCAGCUUGUGUGGGAACAAGCUUGAGAGUGCAGAUAUAGUUGUGGAGGAAGUUACCAAGUUCAGGAAUCUAAGAGCUCUCUGGUUGAAUAAUAACCCCCUUAUACAAAUUUGCAGUGGUAACAUGACAGAUAGAAUUCUCGAGGGAUGUUCGAGACUGGAAAUAUUGAAUUCUCAUUUCACACAUAAUUUUGGUGAGUGGGCAUUGGGCUUUUGUGCAGGACUAGUCGACAAAGAUCAUCCUUGGUGUGCCAACCAAAGUGACCCUCAUUUACAGAAUUUGACAUCUCUUGACCUUUCAAAUAGAUGUAUUAAUAACCUGAUUUGUAAGGCAUUUACUCCUGUUGAGAUGCCACGGCUUUCACACUUGAAUAUCCGAGAAAAUUCUUUCCAAGAUAAUUCUGUUGGUGAAUUGUUGGAAGUCUUGAGGAUGUUUCCCUGCCUAAAUUCGUUAGAGCUGGAUAUACCUGGCCCCCUCGGAGAAAGUGCCAUAGAAAUUCUCCAAUCUCUUCCCAAGCUAUCUCUUUUGAAUGGCAUUGAUGCAUCAAAAAUAUUAGAAACCGAAAAACAUGUGAUUGAUUCAAUGCUUGAGCCACGUCUUCCUGAAUGGACUGCUGGAGAGCCACUUCCGGAUCGUGUCAUUAAUGCUAUGUGGCUGUACUUAAUGACCUAUAGACUUGCAAAUGAGGAAAAGAUUGAUGAAACCUCUGUAUGGUAUGUGAUGGAUGAACUAGGUUCUGCUUUAUGUCAUAGUGAUGUGCCAAAUUUCAGAGUGGCCCCUUUUCUCUUCAUGCCAGACGGAGAACUGGAAACAGCUGUUAGUUAUUCUAUAUUAUGGCCAAUUCAGGAUGUUAAAAAAGGUGAUGAGUGCACACGGGAUUUCUUAUUUGGUAUUGGGGAGGACAAACAACGUUCUGCCCGACUCACAGCUUGGUUCCAUACACCUCAAAAUUAUUUUAUUCGGGCAUUUGAGAACCACUGCAAGACAUUGCAAAGCAAAAGCUUGGUGUCCCCGCUCGUGAAGCCUUCUGAAACUGGAAGUCUUCAUCAUAGUGUUGAAAAUCCUCUACGUGUUUGCACUGACAUACCGCAGGUGGAAGAGUUUUUGACCCGCUCUGAGUUUGUAACUACUACUGAACCAAAGGAUGCAGAUAUUAUAUGGAUGAGUAUGCAGCUGGAUGAAGAAACAAAAAAAGCUCUGGGAAUUAAAGAUCAACAGUACAUCAACCAAUUUCCUUUCGAGGCUUGUCUUGUCAUGAAACAUCAUUUGGCUGAGACUUUGCAAAAGGCAUGUGGGUCUCCUGAAUGGUUGCAACCAACGUAUAAUCUUGAAACUCAUUUAUCUCAACUGAUUGGUGACUAUUAUGUACGUGAAAGGGAUGGGCAAAACAAUUUAUGGAUCUUAAAACCCUGGAACAUGGCCAGAACUAUUGAUACGACUGUAACUGAUAAUCUGUCUGCCAUUAUUCGUCUUAUGGAGACUGGUCCAAAAAUAUGCCAGAAGUAUAUUGAGCACCCUUCACUGUUCAGAGGGAAAAAGUUUGAUAUCCGUUACAUAGUUCUUGUUCGCAGCGUGGACCCUUUGGAAAUAUUCCUUGCUGAUGUUUUCUGGGUUAGACUGGCAAACAACCCGUACUCCCUAGAAAAGCAUAGUUUCUUCGAGUAUGAGACUCAUUUUACUGUUAUGAAUUAUCGUGGAAGUUUGAAUCACAUCAACACUCAAGAUUUUGUGAGGGAGUUUGAGCAAGAACAUCAAGUCAAGUGGUCGGAUAUCCAUCAGAGAGUCAAAAAUAUGAUUCGAUCUGUUUUUGAGUGUGCCGCUGUGGUACAUCCAGAGAUGCACAGUCCGACAUCUAGGGCCAUGUAUGGUGUGGAUGUAAUGCUAGAUAGCUCUUUUCAGCCAAAGUUACUGGAGGUAACGUAUUGUCCCGAUUGUACAAGAGCAUGCAAGUUCGACGUGGAAGCUGUGGCUGCUGGUGGAGAAUUAGUAAAAGGUCAGGACUUCUUUAAUGAUGUGUUUGGUUGUCUCUUUCUAAAUGAGACUAGUCACGUAAGUCCCUUGUAGUUUAAGUUAUAGAUAGAUCCAUCAUUCCAAGCUGAAACCUAUUCACUCAUGGCCCCUUUUUGACAUCUUUCUUUAUUGCUGAGGCAGUUCUUGUCACAAUGUCUAUGUUAAGUGUAUCCAUUUCCUGUG
Molecule: messenger RNA, 2847 nt
Organism: Tripterygium wilfordii
Lineage: Eukaryota; Viridiplantae; Streptophyta; Magnoliopsida; Celastrales; Celastraceae
Product: tubulin--tyrosine ligase-like protein 12
Exons: 15
Coding region: 136-2718 (860 amino acids)
Biological process (GO): protein modification process
Source: RefSeq, a predicted model, not a curated record